CUUCGGCACAUCCGGCGCGAGAUACAACUGUCGCGCCUCACUGUGGUGUUCUACUGACCCGGAGCUCUCUACGGUAAUAGCUCGUAGAAUCAUAAAUGGAGAGUAGAAGUGGGAGUGGUGCCACACCAGCGGCAAAUUCUGUAACUCACUUGUCAAAAACUGUUUCGUAUAUAUGCGGAGAAUGUCGGGCUGAAAAUGAAAUUCGACCCAGAGAACUUGUUCGCUGUCUUGAGUGUGGACACAGAGUUUUAUACAAGAAACGGUCAAAACGAAUGAGUGUUUUCGAAGCUCGAUGAUGGCAAUUCAAUCCUUAUUGAAUUUCUGUUUAAUUUUGUAAAUAUUUUGCGAAAUAUAGAUAUGUUGUCUUGUGC
Schistosoma intercalatum is the source of this 371-nucleotide messenger RNA. Lineage: Eukaryota; Metazoa; Platyhelminthes; Trematoda; Strigeidida; Schistosomatidae. The record is from the annotation of a GenBank genome assembly.